Messenger RNA from Colius striatus (speckled mousebird), 2336 nucleotides. RefSeq lists its product as uncharacterized. The transcript is spliced from 5 exons. Lineage: Eukaryota; Metazoa; Chordata; Aves; Coliiformes; Coliidae. Bases 268 to 1731 code for a protein of 487 amino acids. The record is from RefSeq and is a predicted model, not a curated record.
UCCCAUCUCGUGAUCCUGUCAAGAGAAACAUCAGAGAAGGCAGCAGCAAAUCAAACCAAUGUCCCUUCAAUGCCCUGUUCUGCCUGCUGCAGUGAGGAGUGUGCCUGCUAAUGUGGAGGGAUGUGCCAGCACUUCUGUGAUUAUGUGGCCAGCUGUACGGUGUCACACCCAGAAGAAGUUGUGAGGUAUAUUGGAGUGGAUCUGAAAGUGAUAUAGGAAAGAGUUGCUUCUGGGAAGAGAAGCCUCCCUGCAAGGCCAACCCUGAAGAUGUGGACUACCAUUGUAUUCUUCCUGCUGAUUUCCUUCUGUUUAUGUGAAUACAGACUUUCUGUCCUGAAAGGGAAAGGAAUCCAUGUGGUGCAAAUAAAAAGGCUUACAAGUGAAAAGCAGUGCAGGCAGGCUUGUCAAGGCCCGGGUGCUUCAGGUAGCCAUCGCUGUAAUUGGUCUGUGCCCUACCAGAAUUGCUGCAUCCUCUUGCAGUGUCACCAGCUGAGCGUGUGUCAGAAUACUGGAGAGCAAGGUGUCAAAGAUCUGCUUGGAGAAAUUGUCAUUGGGAAAAGGGGAACGGUCCUGUUUCACUACCAAAGCCAUCCACGGAAAAAGGAGAGGAUAGUGGAUACCUGGGUUGAUCAAAACAAUGUGGAAAACCAGUUUUCCUCAACUGCUUGGAUUCACAAGAUUCACUUGAGACGCUUGCUUGAGAGUGAAGAUGUAACAACAAAUGCAAGAAAAACAAUUGCAAGUCAUGCCACCACUGUAACAGCAAAUGUGACAAAUGCAACUGGUCUCAGUACAACUCCUGAAACAACUGCCAAAGUCUCAAACAGCACUGAAGGUUCUGAUCGCCCUGCUGAAGCUGUGUCAUUCACUGCCUUUUCUGCCACUUCUGGUAACAUCCCUGCUUCCACUUCCAGCCGUGUUGCCAAGCUUGUGACCACCACUGAAAAAUCAGGAACUAGUACCACUGAAAAAUUAGGAACUAGUACCACUGAAAAAUUAGGAACUAGUACCACUGAAAAAUCAGGAACUAGUACCUCUGUCUCAGUAUUGUCCCCUACUUCCACUCCCCUCAUGGUCAUUCCUCAAGCAGGGACUCAAGUGGUUCACACAAAGCAGUUUACACUGGCCGUCACCAGCAUUCCCCACUCUGUUAGCCCCACCACUGCUGAAGCUGACCCACAGACACUGAGCACAUUGACCACCCUCGUCUCACAUGAUGCAGAAACAUCUUCUGCUCGUGCCACGGUACUCGCCCCCUCAGAGAAUUCCCAGCCUGUGAACCCACUGCCUACUAAACCUUUGCAUCCAGAGCCAGAAGCAACUACAGCCACAACAUUCCUUAGUAAAUCUACUUCUCUUCUGGGCUCUACAAGAGGUGCCAUGGUUUUAACUACUGCACCUACAGCAGAAACUACAGCUCAAUAUGGGAUAGAGCCAACACCUCACAUUUUUUCAACAACCAUGACUCCAGAAGAUAUGCCCAAAACAACAGUUUCAGGCCUUUCAGAAACUCGUGACGUGGACAAUGAGUAUCUUCUCAUUGCUGCUGAGCCCCUGACUCAAUACUUAGUGGAUAAAAGUUCACUUCUUGCAGUGCUUUUAGUUGGCAUGGUUUUUUUCAUAACUGUUGUAGUUCUUCUCCUUAUGCAGGCCUACGAGAGCUACAAGAAGAAGGAUUACACCCAAGUGGAUUACCUGAUCAAUGGAAUGUAUGCGGACUCAGAGAUGUGAAAGGGUGGAGGUCAAAUGGUGGGCAGAGAGAUGGAAAGAUUGAAAGGCUGCCUGGCUUGUUUGUCUUUCCGAUUUGCCUGUAACACAAGCUGAAAGUGCUUCCAAAUUUACUUUCUAGUGCAAUUGAGGAGAAAUGCCAUGUAUUACAUUAAGAAAAAUAAUAUUUUUUUAUUCAACCACACUACAGGUUGCUGUAAAAAAGUCAUUUUUAAAACUUCUAUAAUGCAAAAUAGCUUUGGCUGUUAUUUUUUCAUUGCAGAACAAGCCUAACAAGGGGUAAGCCAUCCUUCUUGGAAAAUGCUGUGGCGCUUUUAUACACUGUUUACAGUGCAGGUUCCUUGUUUCAUUUAUUUCAUUUGUGCUCCUGAAACCAGAGUAAAAGUUGUUCUCACCUAUUGCAAAGCACUCUGAAAUAGCCAGACAAGAAGUAUGGAGUGUUGCUGCAACAAGAAACUUUCAAUUCAAUAUGUAUCAUGUUUCAGUAUUCUUCUUGCUUGUAAAGAAGUCUGUUUACAAGGCAUUGUAAACUGUUUACAAUUAACCCAAGAUAUCUUUUCACCAUGGAGCAGAUUACUCUUAUUUUUGUAUUCACUUAAUAAAUUAGG